AUGGAAACAUUCAGCUUCAUUACGGAAGCCAAGGCUAUGCAACGUCGAGACACUCGAAAUGGUUGGAUGUGCAUUCAGAAACUCGGAAAUGACGCGAUGCAUUUUGAGAUCCAAAGCCUUAAAGUAACUCUUGUAAAGACAUUUUCAAUUUUCCUAAGGUCGAUUGGUAUUGAAAAAAGUUGUGAAGGUCGAAAUGUCAACCAUUAA
Molecule: messenger RNA, 207 nt
Organism: Plasmopara halstedii
Lineage: Eukaryota; Oomycota; Peronosporomycetes; Peronosporales; Peronosporaceae
Exons: 2
Coding region: 1-207 (68 amino acids)
Source: RefSeq, a predicted model, not a curated record